AUGGGUAUCUCACGUGAUUCGCUGCACAAGCGACGGGCAACAGGAGGAAAGAAGAAGCCGUGGCACAAGAAGCGCAAGUAUGACUUGGGACGGCAGGCGGCCAACACGAAGCUGAGCAGCCACAAGACGGUCCGCCGGAUCCGUGUGCGCGGCGGGAACUACAAGUUCCGCGCGCUGCGCCUGGACACGGGCAACUACGCGUGGGGCAGCGAGGCGGUGACGCGCAAGACGCGCAUCCUGGACGUGGCGUACAACGCGAGCAACAACGAGCUGGUCCGCACGCAGACGCUCGUGAAGAACGCCAUCAUCCAGGUCGACGCCGCGCCGUUCCGCCAGUGGUACCAGCAGCACUACGGCGUGGACCUCGGCAAGAAGAAGGCCAAGACCGGCAAGAAGGAGGGCGAGGAGGAGAAGGCGGAGGGCGAGGCGGUGGAGGAGGAGAAGAAGGUGAGUGCGCACGUGAGGCGCAAGCACGAGCAGCGCCUGGCGUCGCACAAGCUCGACCCGCACCUCGAGGACCAGUUCGCCGCCGGCCGCCUCUACGCCUGCAUCGCCUCCCGCCCCGGCCAGUGCGGCCGCUGCGACGGGUACAUCCUGGAGGGCAAGGAGCUGGAGUUCUACGUGAAGAAGAUGCAGAAGAAGAAGGGCAAGUCCGCCGCCUAG
This is a messenger RNA of Closterium sp. Naga37s-1, 663 nucleotides long. The record is from the annotation of a GenBank genome assembly. Lineage: Eukaryota; Viridiplantae; Streptophyta; Zygnematophyceae; Desmidiales; Closteriaceae.